Messenger RNA from Dipodomys ordii (Ord's kangaroo rat), 706 nucleotides. It is a transcript of the gene Hesx1, whose product is annotated as HESX homeobox 1. Lineage: Eukaryota; Metazoa; Chordata; Mammalia; Rodentia; Heteromyidae. Bases 68 to 625 code for a protein of 185 amino acids. The record is from RefSeq and is a predicted model, not a curated record. Gene Ontology annotation, cellular component: nucleus. Gene Ontology annotation, biological process: forebrain development; pituitary gland development; regulation of transcription by RNA polymerase II. Gene Ontology annotation, molecular function: DNA-binding transcription repressor activity, RNA polymerase II-specific; RNA polymerase II cis-regulatory region sequence-specific DNA binding. The transcript is spliced from 4 exons.
UGUACACACACGUGUGGCCAACCCACCAGAAAGAGUAGAACUGUUGCUGUGUACAGCCCACCAGAGAAUGUCUCCCAGCCUUCAGGAAGGUGCUCAGCUUGGAGAAAGCAAGACGUCUCCCUGUUCAUUUUCCAUCGAGAGCAUUUUAGGACUGGAUCAGAAGAAGGAUUGUGUCCCAUCAAUGAAACCCCACAGACCUUGGGCAGACACCUGGGGUUCCUCAGAGAAAGAUGCUAGCCUCUCUUUACAUGUCCCAAGUCUUCCCAAUGGGAUCUCCUUUCCUUCUAUUGUGGAUCACCCAAUGCCAGAAGAAAGAGCCUUGAAAUAUGAAAAUUACUUUUCAACCUCAGAAAGGCUAUCAUUGAAAAAAGAAUUGAGUUGGUAUAGAGGCAGAAGACCAAGAACUGCUUUUACCCAAAACCAGGUAGAGGUAUUGGAAAAUGUCUUUAGAGUAAACUGCUAUCCUGGCAUUGAUAUAAGAGAAGACUUAGCUCAAAAAUUGAAUUUAGAGGAAGACAGAAUCCAGAUUUGGUUCCAAAAUCGGCGUGCAAAGCUGAAAAGAUCCCAUAGAGAAUCACAGUUUCUAAUGGCAAAAAAAAUUUUCAACUCAAAUUUCCUGGAAUAGAUAAAAAACCAAACCUGUGUAAUUAUCUUCCAGUUGUAGAACCUGAAGAAUCAUGGAAAUAUCAACUGUUAGUAAUGUGAC